AUGCUUGAGUCUUGUUCGAAUCUCAAUCUAUGUUCUUUAUUAUUAAACAAUGGCAUGAUCCAAGCUAAUGGAUCAACUCAGUUGUGUUUGGUAGAUGAUGAUGAUGAUGACAUGGAUCUGUUUGGUGACGAGACAUGGGAGGAAAAGAAAGCUGCAGAGGAGAGGGAGGCUGCUAAGAAGGACACCAAGUAG
Eruca vesicaria subsp. sativa (arugula) is the source of this 192-nucleotide messenger RNA. The record is from the annotation of a GenBank genome assembly. NCBI's taxonomy places the organism in Eukaryota, Viridiplantae, Streptophyta, Magnoliopsida, Brassicales, Brassicaceae.